This is a messenger RNA of Colletotrichum tamarilloi, 2856 nucleotides long. Its product is annotated as X-Pro dipeptidyl-peptidase C-terminal non-catalytic domain-containing protein. Gene Ontology annotation, molecular function: dipeptidyl-peptidase activity; fumarylacetoacetase activity. Gene Ontology annotation, biological process: L-phenylalanine catabolic process; L-tyrosine catabolic process; homogentisate catabolic process. Bases 1 to 2856 code for a protein of 951 amino acids. Lineage: Eukaryota; Fungi; Ascomycota; Sordariomycetes; Glomerellales; Glomerellaceae. The record is from RefSeq and is a predicted model, not a curated record. The transcript has 5 exons.
AUGUCUGUCAAGACCCCUCCCAUCAAAGACCUGCUCGAGGUCACCGAGGACCAGGAGAAUGGCCUCACCUUUAUGAAGAACGUCUCCAUCCCGCUCAAAGACUCCCCGCUCCCCAUUCGCGCGAACGUCUACCUUCCGCUCACUUCGGAUAAGGCCGCACGUUACCCUGUGCUGGUGACCUACGGACCGUAUGGCAAAGAUAUCCCCUAUGCCAAGUUCUAUCCCAAGUCGUUCAGCGAGGUUGCCCCAAAUCAGAGAUCCAAAUACUCGGCCUGGGAGACGCCCGAUCCGGUCUUCUGGACGAGCCAGGGAUAUGCCAUCGUUCGAGCCGACGAGCGAGGACUGGGCCAGAGCCCAGGACUGUUGGAUACCAUGAGCCGUGGCACGAGCGAGUGCUUCUUUGACGUGGUUGAGUGGGCUGCAGAUCAGCCCUGGUCUAACGGCAAGGUCGGUCUGUUGGGUAUUUCGUAUUACGCUGGUUCUCAAUGGCGCGUUGCCGCUCGGCGGCCCAAAGGUCUCGCGGCUAUCAUCCCUUGGGAGGGUAUGUCCGACUACUACCGCGACCGCUGCCGUCACGGCGGCAUCCACUCCAAUAAGUUUAUCGGCUUCUGGUGGAACCGCCAGGUACUGGUCAAUCAAUAUGGCAGGAAAGAUAGAUCCAAGCUGGACUUCCCUCCAGAUGGUCCUGGAGCCAGAGGUCAGGAGGACACCAUUGAGGGUGACCUGCCAGAAGACGUCCUGGUAGCCAACCGCCAAGAUCAGACGAAAGACAACGAAGCUAACCGCUUCCGCGACGAUGACUACUACGCAAGCAAAGAAUACAAGCUCGAGGACAUUGAGGUUCCUGUUCUGAGCGUAGCCAACUGGGGUGGCAUCCUUCUUCACCUGAGAGGCAACGUCCAGGGAUACCUCGGAGCAGGCUCCCAGCUCAAGUAUUUGCGCUUCAUCACUGGCCGUCACGAUCUCCCAUUUUACUACCCCGAGGAAGUGGAGCUACAAAAGAGUUUCCUCGAUGCAUUCUUGAAGGGUGAAGAUAGAGUCGGCUGGAGCACGCCUGGCAAGGUGCCUCCCGUGACGCUUACUCUGCGAAAGGGCAACGUCGGAUUCAACGACGCCGAGAAGGAGAAGGCGUAUCCCAAGAGAGAGGAAGCUGCUUGGCCAAUUCCGCGAACAGAUUACACCAACUUCUAUCUGACGCCUGACCUUGGUCUAACGACAAAUGGCUCUGGCCAGGAUUCCAAGACUGUCUCGUAUAAGGCUUUGGGUUCCCUGGAGAACCCUCAAGUUGUUUCCUUCACGUCCGCUCCCUUUGAGCAAGAGACGGAGAUCACAGGCCACGUCACGGCCCAUCUCAACGUCUCGGUGACGCCCGACAACUCGGAAAAUGAAACCGAUAUCGACCUCUUCGUGACCCUGCGCCACAUCGACCCAUCGGGCCAGGAAGUCUUUUACACCGGAACAGCUGGCGACCCCGUGCCGCUCGUCAAGGGCUGGCUGAGAGUGAGCAAUCGUAAGGUGCACGACGAGAGCCCCAGGCACAAGUCCUGGCUGCCGCAUAGAGAGUACCUCUCCACAGACGUGCUGCCAGUCAAGGCUGGAGAGGUCUACGGCGUAGACAUCGAGGUCUGGCCGACAAAUGUCGUUGUCGACAAGGGCGGCAAGAUCGUCUUCGAGGUUAGCAGCGGCGACACCCAGGGCAGCGGAAUUUUCCAGCACUGCUCAGAAGUUGACCGCAUGAGUUUCUCCGAGCAUUUCUCCCUUGCCAACAUUCCGUACGGAAUCGCCAGUGACGCGAACCAUGCAAAAGGCGUAGUCACGAGAGUAGGGGACUCGGUCGUCUUCCUCUCUGACCUAAACCUCACAAAUUCCGCGGAUCUCAAGUCCGCUUUGUCUCAGCCGACCCUCAAUACCCUGGCGGCAGUAGAAAAGACCGAGCUCGGGAUCCUCCGAAAGAACAUUCAACAAACCCUUUCCGACGAAUCGACUCUGUCUGAACAUGGCGUACCGAUCGCCGAGGUUCAGCUACACUUGCCAAUCAAAGUAGACGGCUUCACAGAUUUCUCGUGCUCCAAAGAACAUCUCUUGAAUGCUUCAGAGGCAGUCGUGGGCAAGGCCUCCAUGCCACCCGCAGCACCGUACUUGCCCAUCGGCUACAGUGGUCGGCCUUCUUCGAUUGUACUUUCGGGGACGAAUAUCACGCGGCCGUACGGGCAAUAUCGUGACGGAAACAGUAUUGGUUUCGGUCCCUCCAGAGCGCUUGAUUACGAGCUCGAGGUGGCUUGCAUUAUUGGGAAACCGACGCAGCUUGGAGACCGCGUAGCUGUGACGGAUGCCGACGAGCAUAUAUUUGGUCUCGUUCUGCUGAACGACUGGAGUGUGAUCACACUCGAAGCACUCGAACCUUUUGCAACACAACCUCCUCCGAAGGAUAUACCCUCGCAGCCAUACUUGUUGGACAACAAGGAGAAAUCGAGUUACAAUAUCGCCUUGAAGGCCGAAGUAGUAACUGGCGACGGGGCUACGACGGUGUGUAAGGCGCAGCUCAGCUGGAUGUACUGGACGUUCCGCGACCUAGUGGCCCAGCAAACAAUCAAUGGGUGUAAUCUCAACACUGGCGAUAUUCUGGCGACGGGGACGGUGUCGGGAGCCGGCGAUGACGAGCACGGGUGUCUUCUAGAGAUGACCAAGGGCGGCAAGGUCGGUUGGAAGACGUCCACUGGUCAAGACAGGAUGUAUUUGCAGGACGGAGACGGCGUGCGCAUCAGCGGGCAAGCUGGGGAUGGCGUGGGGUUUGGUGACUGCGUGGGGUUCAUCGGGGCCGCUCGGCCGUUUGGAACAGCACAGGUCCAUUUGUGA